AGAGGGAGCGGCAGCAGCAGGAGGCAACCGAACUUCACUCGCUUCGGGUCUGACUUUUACGCAGCUUUUACGCAUAGCAUUUGGCCGAGUGGAUCCGCUAACCUCGCAAAAUUGUCGACAUCGUGGCGUGGCCGCUAUGGCGUCCGGGAGCUGAAGUAUAUUUGCUCGCCAAAAUGAGCAUCCACGUCACUUGUGGAUUUGUUUGAGAAAUCGCGCCGUUCGUCACUGAAGUGUCGAGCAAGUGAAUGGGAGAAUUUCACAUUAGGUCGGUUCCCAUAAGACUUUUUGUUGACUGUAAUGCAUCUGUGAGAGUUUCCCCCUUCCGAAUUGCUGUCGUUCGGAGCAGGGGGGGAUUUUGAUGGAUUUUUUAUGCCGGACCCGCUAGGAUGGACGUGGUAGAUGAAACUGAAGCUCUACAGAGAUUUUUUGAAGGCCAUGAUAUUACCAGUACUCUGGAAACCGCCAACAUCGACACCAGUAUCCUGGAAGAGUACAUCAGCAAGGAGGACGAUAGCACUGACAUCUGUUUCUCAGAGGUCCACAGCACCCCGGGACCAAAUUAUUCAUCUCCCCAGGCAGGAGUGUCCUCCUCUGCGGGGUUGGUGUGCGGCGUGAGCCCUCCGAUUCCCCUCCGCCAGGGAGUCCCGCCCCCCGGACCCCAAAACUGUCCAAACGCGUACCCUCCAGGUCCUUCGCUGAGCUUGCGCCACAGUUACCCCUGCCUGGGUCAACAUCAGCAACACCAACAACACCAGCACCACCAGCAGCACCAGCAGCAGGCUCACGUCAAACCCGAGCACAGAGGCCACUACGCCCCUGGAACUCUUCCUGAGUCUCCCCCAGACUCAAGCUCAGAGCCGUACUCUCCUCAACAGGUGAAUGAACACCACAUGAUCAGGACCAUGACACCGGAAAACAUGUGUCACAUGACUCCAACGCCACCCCUUCCGCCUCACGGGCAUUAUCCCAGCAUGCACCGGGACAUGUACCUAAAGCCUGAGCCUAUAAUAUCACAGUACCCCAUCGGUCCGGCCACGAGUGCAGGUGGAGGAGACCUGCAGCAGGCGCAGAUGCUCCACCAGCUUCUGCAGCAUCCGCAGGGGCAGGACGGAAUUCCCGUUCACCAGGCCAAAAAGAGGAAGCAUUCUGACUCACCCAACAGCACGCUCAAUUCUCAAAUCCUCACAGGUAUCAUCAAACAAGAACCAGGUUUAAUGCAGGAUGCCGAGAGCGGAUACAUGGACCCAAAUUAUCAGUGCAUCAAGUGGCAACCUCACCAGCAGAACAAGUGGACGCCACUUUACGAUGCAAACUGCAAAGAGCUGCCGAUGCCGACCUACCGGGUUGACGCCGACAAAGGCUUCAACUUCUCCUUGUCCGACGAUGCUUUUGUGUGCCAGAAGAAGAACCAUUUCCAGGUGACCGUGUACGUGGGCAUGCUGGGAGAUCCCAAGUACGUCAAGACAAGUGAAGGCCUUCAGCCCAUCGACUGUUUUUAUCUCAAACUCAACGGAGUGAAAGUGGAGGCCAUGAACCAGUCCAUCAGUGUGGAGCAGUCGCAGUCUGAUCGAAGCAAGAGGCCUUUCAAGCCAGUUCUGGUCACUUUGCCCCCAGAGCAAGUCACAAAAGUGACAGUGGGACGGCUCCACUUCAGCGAAACCACAGCAAACAACAUGAGGAAGAAAGGCAAACCAAAUCCUGACCAGAGGUAUUUCAUGCUGGUGGUGGCGCUACACGCUCAGUCCCACAGUCAGACCUACACUGUGGCUGCUCAUGUGUCUGAGAGGAUCAUCGUCAGGGUAACGUCCAACCAUGCAUCCAACCCGGGCCAAUUUGAAAGUGACUCAGAUGUGCUGUGGCAGCGAGGCCAAUUACCCGACUCAGUCUACCAUCACGGGCGAGUCGGCAUCAACACAGACCGGCCGGACGAGGCCCUUGUUGUCCACGGUAAUGUCAAGGUCAUGGGCUCCCUUGUGCAUCCGUCUGACAUCCGAGCCAAAGAGAAUGUACAAGAGGUGGACACCACAGACAAUUUGAAACGGAUUUCUCAGAUGAGGCUGGUCCAUUAUCAAUACAAGCCCGAGUUUGCUGCCACCGUCGGAAUAGAGAACACUGCAGAGACUGGAGUGAUUGCUCAAGAAGUCCAACAAAUCUUACCUGAAGCAGUCAAGGAGGGAGGUGAUGUUGUGUGUGCCAACGGUGAAACCAUUCCCAACCUUUUAGUUGUUAACAAGGAGCGCAUCUUCAUGGAGAACGUGGGUGCGGUGAAGGAGCUGUGCAAGCUGACAGACAACCUCGAGACCCGAAUAGACGAGCUGGAGCGCUGGAGCCGCAAACUGGCCAAGCUGCGACGUCUUGAUAGCAUGAAGAGCACCGUGAGCGGAGGAACGGUCAGCCAGUCAGGAAGUUAUUUUAGCAGGACAGGAAGUGGUCCCCACAAAAAGAAGACGGUCAAACCUGGGAGCAAGAGCCAGCUUCCAGAUCAAGGCUGUAUCAGUCAGAGGUUCAUGCAGGGGAGCGUCCUGGCCCUCGUCAUUGUCAUGGCCUUCAGUGUCAUAUCCAUGUCCAUCCUUUAUGUACUGACUCUUCAUCAUAGAGGAGACAUCACAGACAAAGACGACGGGUCAAGAGCUGCAAUGGGAUCCUCACACAAGAGUCCAUUUAUUCUGGUUUCCACGACCCCUGCAUCAGUUUGCUGUUCGACCACAGCCUCGAACAACCAGUCCUCGACUAUUGUGACAUUAAAUAGCAACCAGUCUGCUGCAGCGCCAGACAACUUGGUUCCCACGCCAGGCACCAUUAAUAAGAAGGCCAAGUCCAGAAUAAUGGAUAAGGAUGGACGCAACAGAAACCGCCUCAGUCACACGUCUGCGCCACUGUACCUGUCCAAGUCCAAAAGGCCUGCAUCGACAGAUUUGGACGGAGCGGGAGCCGCCAACCGUCUGCCUGGCGGACAGCAGCUACCACCACGCAGGCAACGCAGUGCAUAUUUAAAGGGAGGAAGAUCAACUCCAUCUCUGACUGGUCUUCAUAUAGUGGAGACAGACCAAGAUAUAACAACACACCAAUGUAAAACCCCCGACAGCUGCAGCUUCACAAUAUCCCUCCGCGGAAACACAAAUUCUUCGCUAUCGCAACUCACUUUGCACAUGAUGUCCACUGACAGUGUGUGGGUCCAGCAAUGUAGAGCCACUAAAGGACGUCUUUGUCCAAAUCACAAAGAGACUGUGCUGUACAGUGGACGAAAAGCUUCAACACAGGGAACUCAUCACUUGUGGCCAGUGCCUCUGCUGUCCUUCCAAGACAUCACCUAUCACUUUCGUGUCUCCUCGUCUGAUGGAACGAGCUGUGCCACCGAGGGAGAAACGACCUCCUACUCCGACUACCAUUUUGUCAUUGAAAGCAGCUGCGUGUGAGAUGUGAGACGACGCCUGCCCACUUCCUCGUGCCUUAUCGCGACCCAUGUUCGCCUGUGGAUCUUUUCUCAUUAUUUGUACAUUAUUUU
Molecule: messenger RNA, 3505 nt
Organism: Syngnathoides biaculeatus (alligator pipefish)
Lineage: Eukaryota; Metazoa; Chordata; Actinopteri; Syngnathiformes; Syngnathidae
Gene: myrf
Product: myelin regulatory factor
Exons: 26
Coding region: 387-3416 (1009 amino acids)
Biological process (GO): positive regulation of DNA-templated transcription; protein autoprocessing; central nervous system myelin maintenance
Cellular component (GO): nucleus; endoplasmic reticulum membrane
Molecular function (GO): DNA-binding transcription factor activity; sequence-specific DNA binding
Source: RefSeq, a predicted model, not a curated record